Molecule: messenger RNA, 3423 nt
Organism: Perognathus longimembris pacificus (Pacific pocket mouse)
Lineage: Eukaryota; Metazoa; Chordata; Mammalia; Rodentia; Heteromyidae
Gene: Bank1
Product: B cell scaffold protein with ankyrin repeats 1
Exons: 17
Coding region: 115-2454 (779 amino acids)
Biological process (GO): negative regulation of phosphatidylinositol 3-kinase/protein kinase B signal transduction; signal transduction; negative regulation of B cell activation
Molecular function (GO): protein tyrosine kinase binding; signaling receptor binding
Source: RefSeq, a predicted model, not a curated record
UGGAAAGCAGGCUGAGGAGUGGGGCGAAUACAGAAGAGCUUGCUGCAACUCUCUUUGACCUGGAGUGAACUAGCAGGUUUGGGGGGGCCUAUCCCUAGACUUCAGCCACCUGCAAUGCUGCCUGCAGAAGCUGGUGCUAGGGGCAGGAGCCUGGGCCUGUCCCCCGGCGGCCCAGCACCUCCAGAAACAAUAAAAGACAUCCUAGUGAUACACGAAGAUGAUGUGGAGGAAUGGGCUUUCUAUCUGAGGGAAAUAUUUCUACAUGUGGUAAAAAGAGAAGCAAUCCUGUUGUAUCCCUUGGAGACAUGUUCUCUUAGGCCUCUGGAAUUGCUAAACUUAAAUUCUUACAAGUGUAAACUUUUGAUAUUAUCAAAUCGCCUGCUUAAAGACCUAACUCCAAAGAAAUGUCAGCUUCUGGAGAAGGUUCUUCACACACCAGAAACAGUAGUGACUUUGCUUUGUGGGGUACAGAGUUCAGAUCAGCUGUACAAAUUACUAAAUAUCUCUCGGAGCAGAUGGGAGAUGUCAACUGAGCAGGAACCCAAGGAUUUCAUCUCAGUAAUCAAGCAAAUCAUAUUCAGAGAUUCUGAAGACUACCUUGAGGUCAACACUCAAACACACCUAAGAGUGAAACAUCCUGGGGGAAAUGAUGAGAAAAAGGAAAUUAAAGCUGCAGAGGUUUCAACCGGUACCAGUCCUCUGGCAAUGGUGCUUCCUGCUGAAAUUCCAUGUGAGAAUCCUGGUGAGAUAUUCAUUCUGCUGAGAGACGAAGUAAUUGGUGAAACUCUGGAAGUUGAAUUUGUAUCAGCUUAUAAGCACAUUAUAAAACGGCCAACUCUUUGGAAUAAAAAAGUUUGGAGUAUGAAAGCUUUGGAUUUCCCAGCUGGUUCAGUCAUUGUCAAAGUCUAUUGUGAUGGGAACAUAAAGGCCACGACAGAAAUUAAAUACUACAUAACAGCAAAGGUGAAGGAAUGCCCAUCGCCAGUGGCCAGUUUAGGGGAGAGCUCGUGCCAGAGUAGCAUGGAAGACCUGGAUGGUAUUCUUGCAGCCAUAUUCAAACAUGAGAUACCCUAUUAUGAGUUUCAGUCCCUUCCAGCUGGAAUUGACUCUCAAAAAGAAUAUACUCAUGUCAGAGAACUUCCAACUCUUCUCCACUCUGGAGCCAAAUUUGGCUUAAAGAACCUAGCUACUCAUUUACUUCAAUGUCCAGGAGCAAGGUGGGCAUCUCAGAUAAAAAACACAGAUGGUUUAGAUCCGGCGCAUAUUGCUGAAAGGCAUGGUCACAAAGAACUCAAGAAAAUAUUUGAAGAUUUUGCAAUCCAAGAAGUUUAUUGUAAUGAUGACCAAGAAAAUGACUAUGAAGAGGGUUUUAUCUCAUUUUCUACAUAUUCACCCUCCACACAGAAUCCAGCAUUGCAUCAUGAGAGCAGGAAGGCCCAUAGGCCAACUGCAUCUGAGAGGGCCAGGGACGGGAAGGAGAAGGAAUCAGCUGCAGAAACAAAGCACAACCUGCCAGAGGUGGACACCCAAAGUUCUGAGAACCAGUAUGAUGACUUAUAUGUGUUCAUUCCUGGAAUUGAUCUAGAGAAAAACCCUCAACAGUCACUCACCUGCUGCAGACCACCUCCACCCCCACCAAGACUUCUAUCUCCUGCCACCCAACUAGAAAGACCUCACUUCAAGAUACAGGCAGGGAAAAUGGUGGAAGACCAAAUGGAAAGAAGUGAAAUUUGGAGUGAUCCAUUCAACCUAAGACAAGACCCAAGCGAUGAGCCAAAAGGAGAAGAAAAGGAAGAGGAUGAAAAGGAGCAGGAGGAGCAUGAAGAUCCAUACACAUUUGCUGAGAUUGAUGACAAUGAGUAUGACAUGAUAUUGGCCAAUAUGAGUAUAAAAAAGAAAACUGCAAGUCGGUCUUUCAUUAGGAACAGACCUCCUGCUCCCACACCCCGACCUAUAAAUAUCCUUCCGAAAGAAGAGAAAACACCUUACAUCGCUCAAGUGUUCCAGCAAAAGGCAGCCCGAAGACAAUCUGACAGUGACAAGUUCCGUGAUGUUCCUAAGAAACCAGACAAAGUUCGGAUGGAGAGCCCAGCCUUUCCUAUUCCAAGGGACUGUCUGACUGCUAGACAGAAGGAACUCAUCUGCCUUCAGGAAAAAGUUAAGAAUGGAAGAAUGUCUGUGGAUGAAGCCCUGGAGAAAUUUAAACAGUGGCAGAUGGAAAAAAGUGGCCUGGAAAUGAUUCAGCAGGAAAAACUACGCCAACUACGAGAUAGCAUUAUUGGGAAAAGACCGGAAGAAGAAAAUGCAUACAAUAAACUCACCAUUGUGCACCAUCCAAGUGGCAACACUGCCCAUGAUGAAAAUACAUUCUAUGGAAUUCCCUUCAGUAAUGAGCUUCCUGCUCGACUCCAAGUUGAAAAGGAAUUUGGAUUCCUAAGCAGUAAAGAUCAUUAAAGAAGAUUAUUAUAAUGCAACUCAAGGACCUACAGGCAUUUUUGCUUUCCGGGAGAAGCAAGCUUGCGUUUGGAUUGCCUGCUCUGAGAGACAGAGUUAUACAAUGAAAGAAAGCAGAAACUAGCAUCUGGAUUUGUUACACCUGCUUCAAAUGAGACUGUCUAUCAAUGUUAAGUCAAAGACCACUAACAGUCUCUGAAAAUUCUUGCAUUUUUCACCACACUUUGCCACUGAAACCACUCUCAGUUCUCAUUUUGAAUUUUAAACAAAAACAAGAGCAAAGAAGUGAAAUGUGGUGUCUCACAGACACACAGCCUGUUUAAGGCACUAACCUUUAUUUCUCCUCUCAGAAUAGCUAUAAAAAUAUAAACUUACUUAGAACCUAUUUGCCCUUUAAGUGAGAGGUUUGCUGUCUACCUUUCUCACAUUCAGAUGUUUGCAUAAUCUUGUAUUAUGCUUUGCAGAAACCUUCCUUUAUUUAGUGCCUCUUUGCAUGGAACCCUGAGAACAUUGUAAUUUUGAGGCAACUUUACAUUUUUCUUUUCUCUUUUGUUGGUAUUGUUAGUGUUGGGGAAUCAAACCCAUGGCCUCACACAUGAUGGUCAGUCAUCCUACCACUAAGCCACAUCCCUGCACCCAGUACUUUCUUCUUUAUAUAUAAUCACUUUUCAUUUUAAUGAGCUUCUCUGUGAGAUUACCACAUAUGCAUAAUCACUGAUCACACCCAUUCUACCUUCUGCUGAAGAGCCCCCUCCCACAACCCACUCAGGGGCCUUCUCAGCUUAGAAGUCUUCCUUCAUUUCUUUCACUGGAAUGAUUAUGUAUUUCCACAACCUUACUUUCUCAUUAGAAGUAUUGCAGUUUCAUCAACCUGCUUCUUAGAAACCAUUUACCAGCUUAGAAUGCAAUACAGUUUUAUCAUACUAUGAUUUGCAUGUACAAAUGAUACAAAUAAAAAAUUUUACAACU